AGAGAGAGCAAGAGAGGGAGAGGGAGAGAGAGCACAUUUCACUCGCUGAAUUGCUUGGAAGCUUUGGGCUGAUAAUUAGGGAUCUCAGGAGAGCAGUUUUUCAGAAUAGCCUGCUCUCCUUUGGAUGGACCGAAUGGAGACAGUGGUUCAGUCCUGCUGAUAUUUUUUAAGCCCUCCUCGCAGUUUGAUGGGCAUUCCCAGAGCUUUUGUGCACGUCUCUGAAAGCGUUGACGUGGAAAGGAGCAGCGAGGAGGGGGAGGUUGGAGGAAAAAACUGCAGCUCUUCUAAAAAUACUGAGGGCAUGCAAGAGUGCGAGCAGGCUGGGGAGGAGGGCGAGGUGAGAGCACCUCGCACCAUGUUCCCCAGGUGCCAGCGUGGCGCAGUUUCGGAGAUGUUGCUCCCGUGACUGGACGCACCAUGAACAUUUGGGAGGUGACCCUGGCUUUCGUGGUCGUGGUCCUCAUCCUCGUGUCCCUGCUGUCCAACGUGCUGGUGCUGAUCUGCUUCCUGUACAGCGCUGACAUCCGCAAGCAGGUCCCAGGAUUGUUCAUUCUCAACCUCACGCUCUGCAACCUGUUGAUGACUGUUUCGAACAUGCCCCUGACCUUGGCUGGGAUCAUUUACAAGAGUCAACCAGGAGGAGAUCAAGUUUGCCACGUUGUGGGUUUCUUGGAGACUUUUCUGACCACAAACUCCAUGUUGAGCAUGGCAGCUUUGAGCAUUGACAGGUGGAUUGCUGUGGUCUUCCCUCUAAGUUAUCACUCCAAGAUGAGGUACAGAGAUGCUGCUCUCAUACUGAGCUACACGUGGUUACACUCGGUGUCAUUCCCGAUAGUGGCAGCGUCUCUCUCCUGGGUGGGUUUCCAUCACCUCUAUGCGUCCUGCACCCUGUACAACAAGAGACCUGAGGAUAGGACACAGUUUGUGAUUUUCACUGGGGUCUUUCAUGCCCUCAGCUUCCUCCUCUCCCUUAUAGUCCUGUGUUUCACAUAUCUAAAAGUGCUGAAGGUGGCACGGUUCCACUGUAAACGGAUUGACGUGAUCACUAUGCAGACCCUGGUGCUGCUUGUGGACAUCCAUCCCAGUGUAAGAGAGCGUUGUCUGGAAGAACAAAGGAGACGGAGGCAACGAGCAACAAAGAAAAUAAGUACCUUUAUUGGCACUUUUAUACUUUGCUUUGCACCUUAUGUAAUUACAAGACUGAUUGAAUUAUCCUCUGUGGUCCCCAUUAGUUCCCACUGGGGAAUCGUUUGCAAGUGCUUGGCUUACAGCAAGGUUGUUUCAGACCCUUUUGUGUACUCUUUGCUCCGACACCAGUACAAGAAGACAUGGAAAGACAUCAUAAACAGGAUUCUCAAACGAAGCUCCAUCAAUUCCUCCGCCCUGACGAGCGAGCCCCAAAAUCGCAAUAUUCUGCAGCUGAAUGAAUGACGAGGCCGGUAUGGGAUCGUCCGGAAAUGUAAAACAAUAUAUGGUAAAACAAAAGUACCUGGCCUAUCCCCAGCAGCUCUGCUCAGCUGACGGGGCUUCGGACGCAGGCUCCAAGGCGGAUUGAAGCCCAGCCUGCCUCUCUGCGGCAGCCCACGUGACAACCAGCGAGGCAGGCUGCCCCGCGCGUCCUUCCUCCAGCAAAAGCGUGCUCUUGCUGUGUGCUCCUGCAGGCUUCACGAGUACACAUCUCCCACUGAUACCCAGCAGCAGCCACACUUACACAGAGGGUGAAAGCUGCUCCUCGGCAGGACUCAGAAAAGUCCUGGGAGCAGAAAGGUGCCACCAUAAGGUUGCUCUGGAAAGCCGCACGGGGCACUUGGUGCUGUGCUUUUCACUGGCUCCCACCAGCGGGGCUUCCACCUGGCUUUACAAAAAUAACCCCAAUCUGUCUGCUGGAGAAAAACCUCCAAAGAAAUUAGUAGCAAAAUCUUUACCUGGAUAUCCAUACAGUGUCCAGCACAGUGUUCAACCUCUUCUGACAGAUGAUUUUUUGAACCAUUCUGUAGAGCUGAAAGUAGAGAUAAUCCUUUCUCUAGUAUGCUACAGACUGGAUUCAGCCCAACCUACUAUACAUUUUCUAAGUAAUUUCCAUGCAAUCCUAUUAGUUUUCUCCCUGUUAAAUUCCAGAGGGUCUUUCAUCUAAAAAUGGUAGAGAGGAUGGAAAGGUCAGGAUGCCUAUUGCAUUCAAACCCCUUUCCUGUAAGUCUGAGCUAUAAGGAAAUGCAUUUUGCCCAAGGGCUGCAGAGCAAGGUCUUGAGCCCAGAAGACAAAACAAAACAUAUAAUAUAUGUUCCUUUUACUGAGAUUUCAUUAAUCAUGAUUUUUAUGCCUAUAGACAUACUAUUUAAAGGAAAGAUGAGAGCCCAAAGCUGUUUAAAGGUACUAUUUCCAAAGCAUUUGGGGCAAAAAUAAUGGACCCCAACCCUCCUCACCACAGAAGUGUGGCCAGUAAUCUGGACCCACAUCUGACCACCCCGACACUUCAGGAGGUUUGGAUUUGGAUCCUUACAGCACUUGAUUGUAGCUGCAGACUCCAGUGACUAUGCUGGUUCACGGGUGUCUCUAGCUCUACUCAGUGAGGUUAUUAACAUUUACCACGCAUUCAGUUCAGCCUGCAGCUAACACAGGCCUACAUACCUGUAAAAUAUCCAGAGUCUGGACAAUCUUACAUGUGACACUUCCUGAGAGACCUAUAUAGUAUAUAUAUAUUUUUAACAUUAUUUAGUUCAUCGUAUUCCUCUAAGUACAACAACAAUUGGUAGAUGGCUUUGUAAUUAAGUGUCAUGUAGACAUCAGAUGCUAAAGCCAUCAUUCAGUGAUUCACGAAAAAUUACUUCCUGUUUUCAGUGACUUCUCUCUCAAUUCAGUGAAAAUGCACUAUGAAGUGAGACAGUUUUUUCAGUGUUUUCUUAUUAACUAAGAUGUAGAAUAUCAAGAGCAAUAAUUAAUCAGCUGUCAUUUCUGUUGCUAUGAUUUUUUAGGAAUAAUCAGUUUCUGAAACAGAUUAUGUCAGAAAGAGUCCUCCUCAUAAUCUCUUAAAAUUAAUUUCAGGUAAAGAGCUAUUGGAUUUGAAUGUUCAAUUUAUAUGUUAAUUGGCAAAAGACUUGCUACCAGCUCCGACCUUAAUUCUGUGCACAUUUAUCUCCAGAAGGUGACUUCAAGUCCAUACCACAAAGGCCAAUUAACAUCAGGAGUGAAAUUAACUUUUGCCAAGUAGAUCUAGAAAGCUUCUGUCCAGUGGCCAUGAAGAACAUAACUAUUUUGGUGAGGAUAAAAUAGUAGAUACAUGCCCAGACUACAAAUAGUCUCGGACAAUUAGGCUUCACGCAUGCAAUGGCAGCUUAAAUAACAGCUGAUCUAGUUGGCUCUGUUGACACCUAUCCUUACUCGUAUUCUGCUUGCAGAUACAGAAGCCAGGAUCAUUACAUUUUUUUAGGAAAUGCUUAUGAGUUGCCGCCCCCUCGGUCCCCCAAGCAAGGGGUGCUGUAUUGGGGGUGUGGAGAGCAGCCGCCACGGCUGUCGUGAUACCGUGGCUGCAAGGGUAGACGUUAACGUACAAACUCACAUUGUCACGUGCUUCAGGAAUGGGACAGGUACCAUAAGAGAGAUCAACAGCUACCAUAUGAGUAAAACCCCUCAGCUUAACCACUCAUUUUAGUUAUAAAACUGUAGCAUAACUACAUUAAAAUACACACACAUGGUUAGUCACAGAAUUUAACUAAGUUUUUUCCAACACUGCAUUCAAAAUUAGCCCUGAACCAGCUUAAAUUGUCUACCUCAUCUUAAUCAUUUGACUUACUAGGUGUAACAUAAUCUUCUCAGGUGCAAUAGAUAAAAACAGCCGGUUCAGUAUUUGUUUCUUGAGAAAUCCAAGUCAUUUUGAUGACUUGAUUGUAUUCUGAAUGGAAAUAAGGUUGAUUAUUACUAAGUUUAAAAAGAUAAAAUGCUCUGUUAUCAGAUUGUUACAUGUUUCACUAAGAUCACUUUUACUUAAGUAACUUGAAACGGGCUGAUUGCUAAAGUUCACAACUGUUGUCAAUUUAUAUGUGGGGCUGCUGCCAAAGUCAAUGGGAGGUUUGCAUGCUGAUAAACCUAGCCCCAGCGAGAUUUCAAAUUUUCAGUCCAUCCUUCAAGUAUAGUAAGACAAUUUCCAGAAAAAUUUUAUGAUACUGUUAGGAUGACUAGUAAAAGAUGGAGAAGGAUAUAGCAUUGGACUUGUCUCAUUACACGUGUGUAUCACAAUCAGUCAUUGGUCGAUUUACGUGUCACCAUGAGCAAUAAAUCUCUCCCCUUGUAUGUGUUUAAAAAUUUGUCUUUCUUUCAUGGUGCCUUUUUUCUAGAAUUAAUCUUACAACAGAGAAUAAAUAUAAUUUCCCCUUACUUACAUCAGCUCUCUGACACAUUGUCAUAUUUCUACUGUCUGAAGCAAGCGAUAGUUGUAAAUGCUGGUGCUUGAUAAACUGACUCAAUAUACAGAAUAAAAGUAAUACCCUAACAUUUCCUGGCGAUAUUUUAUAAGACACUAGAAAUAUGAUACUGUGGCUCGUUAAGUGCUAGAUAUUCAGCUGACUUCUUAUAGACAACCGGCAAAAUUUUCUAAAAUGUAUGUCUAAGUGAUGAAUGUAAAUAUGAGUAAUUAUGUGUCUGCUGAGUAUUAUAUAUAUAGUAUGUAACACUUUCACUCCAGUGCGUUAGAAUAAUGAUGGCAAAUGUAAUGCAACAAUACUUUAUUAUCUCUGACCACGAAGCGGAACUGUUCUCUUGUCAAACACAAAUGUGUGUGUGUGUGUGUGUGUGUGCGUGUGUGUCGGGGUGGGGGAUUUUUACAGCUGUUAUUUAAAUGUUUUUGAAAAAGUUUGUAAAGUACGGCUACAAUGUGUGCCCAAAAUAUCGAACUGCAUGUGCAAAAAUUGUGCAGCUGCUUAGGCAAUAUGCAGUUUUCUAUUUGUUGGUAUCUGCAAUCCAUAUGCAAUAUCUAUUCCUCACAUGCAUGCUCAAUUAACGUUUGCUUCAUAUUUUGUAAAUUUGGCAGGCAGAACAUUGGCAGACAAUUAAGAAAAUUUAGUCCACUAGGCCAUUUUGUAGAUGCUGAUUUUUUUUUUCCUCUGUUCAUUUUACGGUUCCAUAUUAUUUGUUUACUCUCACAGCCCUAACUGUCAACUGGGAUCCCAGUUUAUGUUAUGUUUUUGAGCCAGUUUGAAUGUGAAGACUUGGGUAACUUCAUCGUGCAAAAGCUAUGAGAGACUGAUACGAAUUUAUUGAGCAAAUAAUUAGCACCAGACCCUCUCCUGACACAAACCAGCAUAAUAGUUGGUUGUCUCACCUGAGGAUCCAGUCCCUUUAGAUAAAUAUAUCCACAGGUUUUAUUGAACUAUGUUUUAAAUAUGCAGGGCCAUGUUUUCAAAGGUAUUUGCACAUGAAAGAGUGUAAAGAGAUCUUCAUCUGUGUAAGUGCCUCUUUGCAUCUCCAGGCCUGUCCUAUUGCCUGUAAGACCUCAACAACCUGUUUUCAGGUUCUGAAUCGGACUUCUUAGACCCUCUCAAGUUUUUUCUCAGAAAUGACCAAGUCUAGCUGCUCGAAGUCCCAGACAGCCCCUUCGGGAGGCUCUGGGCUCUGCAGCGGUGGCCGCUCACGGCAGUGCCCCUUGCUGCGGUUACCAGCUGUUUUGCCAAUGCAUCUGUUUGCUCUGGGACAGUGCUGGGAAAUGAUCCUACUUCACGUCAGAUCAACAACAAAAUCUUCCUGGAAAUGAUUUUUUUUUUCCUUUUGACUAGCCUGGCUUAGACUUGACUGCAAAAACAGCUGCAUCAGCAUGACUUGAGAGGCCACUGAACUGGGGCAGAAACGGAUGGGAAUGAGAGACUGAGGGCCAGGAAGGCUCCUACUGCUAAGUGAAGGAGGCUCCCAAGGCUCUGAACAAGGUUCUGUAUAUUUUUACAUGUGCCUGAAUGCCUUUGAAACAACCCUUUGGAAACUGCUUGCUUUCCACUACCAUUAGAACCAUCUUCUCCCCAAAUAAAUGCAGAUCAUUUGUUCUUGUGAUCAAACAUUGCAAAACCUCACAUGUAUGUCAGCUCACUGCUAAUCCACCCUAGCAAUCACUAAAUAUUACAGCACAUCCUGUCUAGCAGAGAAAGCGCAGCUAGGUCCUGAUCCUAUGAUCACUAUGCAUUUGCUUUAAGAGGAGGCCCUAGGUCAGUGAUGCGAAGCAGAGGCUUAAGUGUUUGCAGAAUCAGGGACUGUGUCUUUGUAACCUACUCAAGCCUGAAGAGGGGAGACAAUGAUAACAUUUUAGCCUUAAAUCUAUUUUUUUAUUUGCUUUCUAUGCUUUAAUUCAGAGCACUAAGUAUAUCUUGAAAUCUUUCAUGCAUGAACUUUCUGUAUGAAAAGCAUCCUGCUCAAAAAGACAGCUGUCCCUGUUGGGGGUACAAAAGUUUACAUGGGGAAAAGAGCUGCUGCAGUCUUUAUCAGAUGUCUACUUCUUACCUGUAGUCCUGCUGUGUAUCAUGUAAAUAUAUAUUUAGGAUUAUUGCUUUUUAAACAAAUGCUGAUCUAAGGAAUUAGAAAGGUUGUUAUGGUUUAUCAUAUAUAUGUCUAUAUUUAUAACAGAGAUGGUUAGCCCUGUAGUCUGUAAGUGCACUUCAGAAAUGUGUGUGUUGAGAAGCAAAUGUUUCAAGUGUAUGACAGCAUGCAUGUGCAGUAAUUUGUGUAGAACAAAUAUUAAUUUUUGUUGAAGAAAUAUUAUUGCACAUGGUUUCAAUGUACCCAAAGGCACGAGUACACAUGAUUGAUUAAUAAUCUACAAAUGUGUAGCUGGAAGUCGAAUCUCCAUUUGGCAUCAUUACUGAAUACUGGGAAACUGUUGAAACUGUUUUCUAGUCACUUGUAGUUAUAUAAAUACAUCUUUAAAACAACCAAUUUUUAAAAAAAAUAUGCAAAAAAAAUAGUUAAAAGAAAAUUGUGAGCCCCCUCCUUCUUGGGAUUGAAUGAGCGAGAGUUCCCAAGGAAAAAGAAAAGCAGCACUUCAGAGGGCGAACACCAAUGCGUGCUCGUGGGGUACUAGUGGGAAUGCCGCACGGCCCAGUUGCAAACUUGGGUAUAUCCUUCCUGCCGGUCCCAUCACAGACAGACCCAUUCAGUAAUUUUGCAUUUAUGCUAUCCAGAGUUCUUGAACACAAGCAAAAAACCAUGCUGGAUUUCUGACCGUGAAAUCCUUAUGUAAAGAUAAGGUAAUUUCUACUCCUCCUGCUUUGUUAAUGUGCUCAAUGAGCUACAGAGAAAAAAGAAAAACCCUUGAAAUGAAUGACCAUUAUUAAAACAAAAAGCCAGUAAAAAAUUGCAGUGUCCUCAGGGUCACACAGCACCUGUGUGUCGAGGCUGGGGACAAGCUCUCCGUACCCUGCCGUCCGGCUCAAACGCAUGCCAGUAAAAGAGAGCUACCUGCAUCUAGCCGCAGUGUACAACGAGUCUUUAAUAACAGAUACUAUUGGGCUUCCCAGACGAGAUGUUUGAAAAAUCACUAUCACAGAUUGCCUUGGAAAAUAGAAAUAGAUAACUAAAAGGUGCCUUGAUUUACCUUUGUUUAUACGCGGGGCAGUUUUCUAAGUCUUGGAAUUUUUCGCAAUGAUUUUAUUUUCUUACAAUCAUUUUAUGAUUAAAAAGUCCCAUGUACUUGGCAAUCACAAAUCAGUCCCGUCUGAAUUCUUAUAGGAAUGUAACAUAUUACUAGUCUUUCCAGACAGAGUUAGAUAAAAACCUUUUCCUCCAGAUUAGAUGGUUAGAUGAUUAUUUGUUUAAAAAGAAAAAGGGGACUGGUUUUACAAACACUUACUGUUAGUACAGUGUGUCUGCUUGAGUGAGGAAGGACCAUCCAUAUGACACGACUUUUAAAAGGUCCAGCCUGUGUAUUUUAACCUUUCUUUUUGCAAAUAAUAAAAAAUGAGUUUCUGAUUUCUAAAAACACCUAGCCAGUCUGAAGAAAUGUAGUUCUGAAAUACCAUUAAUAAUAGCUGCUGUAGAUAGGGCAUGUUUUGAUUAUUUUGGUGUAAGUACACCAUUAGAAUUUAUUGCAUUUUACUUUCGUGUUUAACAAUAGAAUGCAAUUGCAGGGGCUAUUUAUUUAGGGAGAGGAAAAAAAAAAAGGCAAUCCACAAAACCUCUCUCAAUCCCAUGGAGACAGAGAUGCACAAACCAGUUUCUAAUGAAAAAAUGCCCAAGAGUGCCAUGAGUUAGUAUGGACUAUGGGACUGUAGGGUCCCACACAACCUAAAUUGUUUAGGUACACUAGAUUGUAAUAGACUCCCAAUAUAUGUUUCAGAGUUUCAGGUUCAUUCAUGUAAAGACAGAUACAUAAAAUUCUGCUACAUUAGUACCUUCAUUUUAAAGAAAUACAACAAAACUGAUAAAUUUUAACCUGAGUACAGAUUUUUGAAUAAGAGGCCUGUGCUACCUGUUCUGUUUACAAUGGCUUGUGCUUUGUGAAUACAUAUCAAAUGUUGUAAUAUAUUUUUAUGAUAUAGAGUUAAUGGUUAAUACAAAGUAACAUAUAUAAAGAAAUACUAUAUAUGUAUGUUGUGAUUUUGUUAAAUUUACUGUUCCUGAAAUGUGAUUAUGAUUAAAUGACUUUGUGUGAGCUAUUUUUUAAUAUAAAAGUUUACAUUUUAAAAA
Messenger RNA from Dromaius novaehollandiae (emu), 8658 nucleotides. It is a transcript of the gene GPR26, whose product is annotated as G protein-coupled receptor 26. NCBI's taxonomy places the organism in Eukaryota, Metazoa, Chordata, Aves, Casuariiformes, Dromaiidae. The record is from RefSeq and is a predicted model, not a curated record. Gene Ontology annotation, biological process: adenylate cyclase-activating G protein-coupled receptor signaling pathway. Bases 418 to 1431 code for a protein of 337 amino acids. The transcript is spliced from 3 exons. Gene Ontology annotation, cellular component: membrane. Gene Ontology annotation, molecular function: G protein-coupled receptor activity.